GUGUUAUUCAUUUGACAUUGAACCAACCGAACCGAACUUCGCCAGCAGCACCGUAUUAACCACAGCCCCAAAGUCGUCGCGCGUUCCGCAGGAGGCUCGUUCUAGGUUCUCCUGAAAGGCUGCUCGAGAAUCAUUCCCAGGAGUGGUGCUACGAGGAUACUUCAAGGAUCGUACUGGUUGGUUUAGGGCGUCAGUCGUUGAGCUACGCUUCGAAGAUUCGGUACGGUUUCCGAGAGUUCCAACAACAAGGACUCUUGCGCGGUGUUGAAAUUUUGAUAGUCGUGUGUUCGCACUUGUGUGGUGGUCACUGUUCUUGUAGUCUGUUGUGUGGUGUUACUAGUGCGAAGAACUAAGCUGCAAGAUGUCCGGUAAGGUGCUACUGUCCGAAGAUUCGGUCUACCAGCAGAUUCAGGCGUACUACAAGGAGCAUGGAUCUUCCAUCAACAUUAAGAAGAUCUUCGAGGAGGAUGACAUUCGCUUCGACAAGUUCAGCUUGAAGCUGUCGACUCCGGAGGACGGCGAUAUUCUGCUGGACUACUCGAAGAACCGCAUCACGGACGAUGCGUGGAACAUGCUGCUGGAGUUGGCCGAGUCGCGGGACGUGGUCAAGACCCGGAACGACAUGUUUGGCGGUGAACGUAUCAACAUCACCGAGGACCGGGCCGUGCUGCACAUUGCCCUGCGUAACCGCUCGAACAAGCCGAUCCUGGUCGACGGCAAGGACGUCAUGCCGGAGGUGAACGCCGUGCUGGAGCACAUGAAGGAGUUCACCGAGCAGGUGCUGAACGGCGUCUGGCGUGGCUACACAAACAAGAAGAUCAGCGAUGUCGUCAACAUCGGCAUCGGAGGUUCCGAUCUGGGCCCGCUGAUGGUCAGCGAAGCGCUGAAACAUUACAACACCGGCAUCCGGUCGCACUUUGUGUCCAACGUUGACGGUACGCACAUUGCCGAAACGCUGAAGAAGCUCGACCCGGAGACGACUCUCUUCAUCAUUGCCUCCAAGACGUUCACCACGCAGGAGACAAUCACCAACGCCACUGCCGCCAAGAACUGGUUCCUGGAGCGCUGCGGCGAGAAGGAACAUGUCGCCAAGCACUUUGUAGCGCUGUCGACCAACAAGGAAAAGGUGUCCGCCUUCGGCAUCGACACCAAGAACAUGUUCGCCUUCUGGGACUGGGUCGGUGGACGCUACUCGCUGUGGUCCGCCAUCGGUCUGUCCAUCUGCCUGUCCAUCGGCUUUGACAACUUUGAGAAGCUGCUAGAGGGUGCCCACUACAUGGACAACCACUUCCUGACGGCGCCCCUCAAUGAAAAUGCCCCCGUCAUCCUGGCCCUGAUGGGCAUCUGGUACUCGAACUUUUACGGAGCGGAAACUCAAGCCCUGCUGCCGUACGAUCAGUAUCUGCACCGAUUUGCGGCCUACUUCCAGCAGGGUGACAUGGAGAGCAACGGCAAGGGCGUGACCAAGGCAGGGCAGAAGGUCAACUUCAACACCGGACCGAUCGUGUGGGGCGAGCCCGGAACGAACGGCCAGCAUGCAUUUUACCAGCUGAUUCAUCAGGGCACCCGUCUGAUCCCGUGUGACUUUAUCGCCCCGGUCAUCACCCACAACCCGGUCGAGGACGGCGCCAUGCACAAGAUCCUGCUGGCCAACUUCCUGGCCCAAACGGAGGCGCUGAUGAUGGGCAAGUCCGAGUCGCAGGCCCGUGCCGAGCUGGAGAAGGCCGGUAUGUCCGGUGACAAGCUGGAGCAGCUGUUGCCGCACAAGGUCUUCACCGGUAACCGUCCGACCAACUCGAUCCUCGUCAAGAAGGUGACCCCGUUCACGCUGGGUGCGCUGAUCGCCAUGUACGAGCACAAGAUCUUCACCCAGGGUGUCAUCUGGGACGUCAACUCGUUCGACCAGUGGGGCGUCGAGCUGGGCAAGGCUCUGGCCAAGGCCAUCGAGGUCGAUCUGAACGACCCCAACAAAACUACCUCCCACGAUUCGUCCACCAAUGGGCUGAUCAACCACAUCAAGAUUCACUGGGAAUAAGCACAUAUGUUAAUGAAAGAAAAAAGAUGUUAUCAAAUAUAAAACCAUUAACUUAUUCUUAAACGUACGUACGUUUAGAGCGUUAAGCAAAAACAAAAUGCUAAAUUUAGGAAAACGUUGAUCAUUUCAAUAAACCUGCUAGCAGCACUUCAUACAACUUUGAUUGGUGCAACCCUAUAUUAGUGCAUAAAACCCCCCAAAAUAAAUUAAAUGCUUUCGAAGUAAACUAAAA
This is a messenger RNA of Culex pipiens pallens (northern house mosquito), 2267 nucleotides long. Its product is annotated as glucose-6-phosphate isomerase. NCBI's taxonomy places the organism in Eukaryota, Metazoa, Arthropoda, Insecta, Diptera, Culicidae. The coding region runs from base 362 to 2035 and encodes 557 amino acids. Gene Ontology annotation, molecular function: monosaccharide binding; glucose-6-phosphate isomerase activity; carbohydrate derivative binding. The record is from RefSeq and is a predicted model, not a curated record. The transcript has 4 exons. Gene Ontology annotation, cellular component: cytosol. Gene Ontology annotation, biological process: glucose 6-phosphate metabolic process; gluconeogenesis; glycolytic process.